Messenger RNA from Prosopis cineraria, 1160 nucleotides. RefSeq names its product ethylene-responsive transcription factor ERF036-like. Gene Ontology annotation, biological process: regulation of DNA-templated transcription. Lineage: Eukaryota; Viridiplantae; Streptophyta; Magnoliopsida; Fabales; Fabaceae. The transcript has a single exon. The record is from RefSeq and is a predicted model, not a curated record. Bases 240 to 728 code for a protein of 162 amino acids. Gene Ontology annotation, molecular function: DNA binding; DNA-binding transcription factor activity.
UUCUCUCUCCUCUUUCUCUCUCUCUCUCUCUCCCCCCCAACAAUGACACUCCUCACUGAAUCUGCUGCUUCCUCUGAGACCUCUUCAUCUUCCUCCUCUCAAUCCAAAUCUCAAUCACACCACACCAAAAGACCCCGACCUCCUCCUCCUUCCUCCUCCUCCUCUCUUCUUUUUCAUCUUCAUCGUCGUCUUCGUCUUCCUCUUCCACCAGCAAGCUGCCACACUACCAUGGCGUUCGAAUGCGAAGCUGGGGCAAAUGGGUGUCUGAGAUUCGCGAGCCUCGCAAGAAGUCGCGCAUCUGGCUUGGCACCUUCGCCACCCCGGAAAUGGCAGCUCGAGCCCACGACGUCGCCGCUCUGUCCAUCAAAGGCAAAUCUGCCAUUCUCAACUUCCCUCAGAUUGCCGCCGUCCUCCCCCGACCUGCCUCGUGCUCCCCACAUGACAUCCAAGCUGCAGCUUCUGCCGCCGCCGCCAUGGUCAAGUUCGACGCCGUGAAGCCCUCGGAAACGUCAGGGUCGGAGUCGGAGUCGUCGGAGCUGAGUGAGAUAGUGAAGUUACCGGAUAUAGAAGAAGAGAGCUUUCAGUCGGCCGAGUCAAUGACCGAAUUCAUGUGGAUAGACUCGGCAGAUAGUUGGGUAUUUCCGGGUAUGGGCAUAGGUUCGGAUGAUUCGGAACUGAGCUCCAUUUUCUCCCAGCAAUUCUCACAGGAGAUGCCACUCUGGGAUUGAUACUUCAUUAGACCGAAUCAAAAUUGCAACGAAAAACUCCACCAAAAAAAAUAAAAAUUGCUCGUAUACAUAUCAUAUAAUUACACAAUAACUUAGUAAUAAAAAAUAUUAAUUUAUUGUAUGAUUAUGUAUAUGUGAGUAUUUUUUUUUUUUUUUCGAGGGGCUGAGAAAUUGAUGGCUAUGUGUUGCUGUCCCAAACAUGUUGGAGGUGGUGGCUGACAGUGCUGUCAUUUUCUUCCAUUGCUGUAUUAUAAAUUACAGAUAGUAGUAGUAUGUAUAUGGUCAGUAGUAUUAGUUGAUACGGCAAGAGACUCAUUUAGCAGAGCAAAUUUGCAAUCUGUUCAACUAAGAUUUGCUUUCUUUGCCAGUUAGAAUUAACUGUGCCUUUCCAAUAAUUUUUUUCACCCAAUAAGCAAAAAAUAUAUUUAUGUA